Molecule: messenger RNA, 4982 nt
Organism: Musca domestica (house fly)
Lineage: Eukaryota; Metazoa; Arthropoda; Insecta; Diptera; Muscidae
Product: proteoglycan 4
Exons: 4
Coding region: 389-4537 (1382 amino acids)
Source: RefSeq, a predicted model, not a curated record
AUUUUGCAAAUUUCAAGUUUUUAAUGUAACGGAAUAAUAUUCGCUUUGUAAUGAAUGAAAGAAAUCUGCAAAAUUUAUUUAGUUGAGUUGAACGAGUGAAACGGAAAGCGGUGUCUGAAUAAUCAAGCCAUUAUCUGGACAAGGCCUUACCAAAAAAACUAAAAAUUUUUAACUAAAGGAACGGAAUUUUCGCACAACUUUUUACAAAAUGUUGCAACCAAUCUGAAGAGGGGAAAAGGCAAUGUAAACGGAACUCUCAGAAGAAGCAACGAUUUUUUUUUUGGAACAAAAAACACAACGAACCGCACAAAGCCUACACAGGCUCCUAGGCCUCAAUUUAAGAUUUCUUUUCCUCCCACCCUCAGCCGGCGAAAAUUGUAACGAAAACAUGAGUAAAUCCGGCUUUUCCACCCUCAACCGUUGGUUGGGACGCAAAAACAAGGACAAAUCCAUGUCCAAUGGCAAACUCUCCAAAUCCAGCACAAAUCUAUCCAUCUCCAGCACAAACAUCAACGAAACUAGUCAACUGGAAUAUAAUCGGAUAACACCAUUGCCAGCUGCCACCACAAAUGCUCCGUUCGAGCAAACGUUUCGCAUAACCGUCCUACUGCCCAAAGAUCAGCUGUAUGUGACGCGAUUGGGCGCCCGGGUACCGCUGAGUAAACUACUGGAUUUGGUGUGCGACAAUAAAUUGCUGGAUCCGCAGAAAUAUGAAUUUCGUAAUCCAGUUGAUGCUAGUCAAGUCUACAGCUGCGAUCUGACCAUUGGCGCUGUGGGUCUCUCCGAAAUACGUCUGUGUCACAAAUCCGAGUCAUACGACAACAACUUCAACAGCGAUGAGAUUAUGAAGCUGCAACGCACCACCAUAAUCCGCGAAUCGUUGACCUCGUCAGAGUUCAGCGGACGCAAUUCGAAGCAUACUGCAAAAACCACUAGUCCAUAUAGUUCGACAAAUUCCCUGAACUCAAUGGAUUCGUCGGGCACAAGGCCGAGGAGUGCACAACCAAAAAUUGCAGCACCGCCAAGGAAAAAACGGGCUGCCCCCAAACCGCCCAGCCAGGCGGCCAUACCGGAAAGGGGGGAACAAAACACUUUGGCCACCAAAGAUUUUUCUGUGUCAACACCAAAUCUAAGUUCUCCGUCGAGUACCUUUUCAUUUGCGCAGAGUGAUAUCAAUGGCAAUAAAUGUAAUGGCCAUCUGGCUGAGGAGGAGGAGGAGGAGGAGCCUGAGAAGCUGGAUGUGGCCAACAAAAAUCUUAGCAAUGGCUAUACCGAGGAUACCGUGUUGUAUGCCCAGGUCCAGAAAAAGAAUGCCCUGAAUUCGAAUAAUUUCAAUGGCGAAACGGGGCCAGCAGGUCCUGAGGUGGGUAGGUUGCCGGAACCUUCACCACGCAAAAAGGUGGUACCUGUGGUGGUGGUGGCUGCCAAAAAGAAAACUGUGGCCCCACCGGCUCCUGCGGCAACCAGAAAUUCCCUGGACACUGAUGACACUGAGUCCAUUGCCUCCAGCAAUGUCAAUUCGGAACCCAGUACGCCAGCCACACCCAAACCGGCCGAGAGAUCCAUGAGCAGGGAAGAUCUGACCAGUGACAUGAUGCCCAAACCUCAACCUCGUGUAACUACCACCACCACCAUGCUAAACACCCCCCAGGAGGUUGGGGCCGACAAGCCACGCCACAAUGUGUCCAAGGUCAUGUUGAAUCGCACGCCCACUCCAGAACCACGUUCCCUCUCCUGUGAACCUCCCGACAUGGAUGUUUGCUAUGAAACCCAGUUGGAGAAUUUAAAACGCCCCAUCGAAGACGACAACGUUUCCAAGCAGGCCGACUCGGGCAUUGGGGAACCCGUACCCUCACCCAUACCCGACAGCCUACCCUCUGAGGUGUCCCAUUUGGAUGUGAAAUCGAAUUUUGAAUCAUCCUCCGAUGAUGAUGACAUGGUCAAGGUCUAUAACUUCAAGCUGGGCAAGACAUUGGUAAAACCGCUAAAUGAAACCAAAACCCUGGAGGAGCUGACUCUACUGAAUGCAGGCCAGGAGGAAACCGAUAGCGAGCUAAACACCCCCCUCACCCAGGUCCCCUGUUCGGGGACGCCUUCGGAAACAUCGUCCUGGAAUUUUGCCAUACCCAUUUCACCGCCACCAAAUUUUGCCGAUGGCAAAUUUGCAGAAGCCGCCUUUGAGCCGCCGGCACCUGCAGCGGAACAGGAAAAUCCCAUAACACCAAAGAUUGUCGAGAGACCUGUCCUCAAUUUUGAGGUACUCAAACAGGAAACCACGCUGGCGGAGAAAACCAAAGUCACCACACCCCAAACUCCGCUGCAGAGUUGUGUGGGCGAAUUGUCGGCCAUAAUUCAGGAUAACGCUUUGGAUAGUCUGAUUAAAAAGUCCGAGGAAACACCGGAAAUCGAGUCGGCCAAACCGAAUACCCUGAGCAACUUCAGUAUAACAGCUGGCGCCCAAACGUGCCUAACCAAACCCAAAGAGGUGCAAAAGGAGGGGAAGGAAUUACAGGAAAGGGAUGGCAACAGAGGUGGUUCAGACAUUUCAAAUGGCGCCCAAAUGGGUCCAGAAGAAACCAAAAAAGGCGAAUUGGAUAGGAAGGAAUUGCCGCAAAGGGAAGAGAUCAGAGGCGAUGUUAAUGCCACCCAAAUGGCUACAGUCGAAUCCAAAGAAGUUGCAAAGGAGCAGGACCAGCCAUCAUUGCCUGAGGAUGAUAAGACCCAAAGAGAAACGAAUACCGAAAACCAACUCAACAAAAUAUCCGGCGCCCAAAUGUCCCCCAAAGAACAGCCAACGGAACUGGAAUCACCCACAAAUGCCCCCGACGAAGAAAAACUCUAUCGCAAGCGCAACAGUGUGACCAGCCUUAAACAGCGACGUUCCGUCAAUCGUUCCGACUCCUUCCACAGCACAGCCAUAACAACGCCAGAGAGCGGAGCUAAUCUCGGCAAACGUACCUCCUCACAAAUGUCAUUGGAUCAGAUGGCGGGUAAUCUAAAUCGUCGACGUUCCUCCAGUGAGCUAAGCAUUGGCGAAUCACCUUCCCUGCAAAGUUUAGAGGUCAUGAAGACCAUUUUGAAUUCCCGUAAAAAUAGUUUGGAGCAGCAGGAGCUGAAACAGGACCAUCAAGCCAUAGAAGUCAAUACCCGGAGACCUUCGGAAGAGUUGAAAUUUGCCAGCCUGGAACUGAAAACCAAAAGUCAUGCUGAGGAACAGGACAAAAAACUUUGGCAGACUACGCUCUCGGGUCAGGACAGUGUGUCCAAUUCCGAGGAUGCAUCAUCCGAAAUUCGAGAGUCACCCAAACCCAAAGAAUUACCCAAAGUUUAUCGUUACUCUGGUCCGCCCAGCAUUAAUUUUUCCACCUGGAGUGAAAGGCCCAAGGCCCAGGUGGUGGCCAUCAAAAAUGAGGGAGACUACAUUUUCGGGGGAAAGCAGAACGGCAACAAAACCCUGCCAAGUCUCGGACAGUCAGAUGCAGCCCCCAUUGUCAAAACGGAUACCAUACAACGCAUGGGUAUACCAGAGAAAGAAUUUAAGGUACCCAUCCUGGUGAAGCCACUGCCGGAUGUGGUUGUGGACAAGGUGGAAGUCCAGGCCAAGCUGAAGGCCAGCAAUAAUGACCUUCCAACUCCCAUUGCUGAGAAGGCCAGCAAACCUCCAACGCCGGUGAAAAACAUUCCCAAUGGCAGUCUGAAAUUUACUCCACAACGGCCCACUGUAGAAUCCGUACUCAAGCCACAAACCCAGAGUAUUGUCAAUGUGGCAACACUGCCACGCAGCAACAACAAACGUUUCACCAGCACAGCCAUGCUUAGCACAAGUUCCAGCCCUACCACCCCACCAGGGCCUCAGUUAUUGCGUUCUCCAUCCACGAAACGCGAAGAGGCGGCGGCGGCGAGGGACACCAAAUCCAUGAUGGUGGUCAAUGAAAAUGUGGCCCCAGGACCACAAUUGUUACGCUCCACCUCGUCUUCCGGCAAACGUGUGGAACGGGAAACCAAAUCAAUGGUGGUGAGCGCAAAUGAUGUCACUCCGGCACCUUUUGGCCAGAACACCCUAAGACGCACUGGCUUCAAGGAGAAAAUAUUGGCCCAAGAGGAGCAGCAGAAGGAAAGGCACAUAGCCCAGACACCAACCCAAGCCAAAGCUUUUACGAAUGGUGAAUUGAAAGUCACGAAUACGAACACGAACAGCAUGGUCAAGCCUGCCGCCACCAGUGCCAAAUUACAUUUAAAUUUAAAAGCUGUCAACACCACCACCACCACCACGCCCCUCUCCAACCCCAGCCCACCACUUAAACCCAAACCUCAAACACCAAAAACCGCUCCUGUCAUAAGUACAACAACACCACCUCCAGUCCCAGCUGUGGGCGCAGCAACAACACCCAAGGCCCCAAUUCCACCACCCAUGUUCAUGAGUGUCAAUUUAAAACCUGUCACCGGCGAACGGUCGCCCCUACCCGCCAACCAUCCCCGUGACCAAUUAAUGGAAGCUAUACGAAAUUUCAAGAGAAACGAUUUGAAAAAGUCUUAGAUUAGCUUGGCAGUGGCAGGCAAAUGAGCUUUUGAUAGGGCGAAUUGAUAGGGGGAGCAAAAGAGGGAGAAUUGUCAGAGAGUCAGGGAGAGAAAAAUGAUAAAGAGAACAGAUUUUUUAAGGCGAAUUCGUUGCUAUGGAAAAGAAAAAUUAACGGGGGUUCGAUGUGGGUGCUGAUGAGAGGGAGAGAGAGAGGGAUUUUCUGAAACAAAUUAUGGUCGAAUGAGAAAGGGAGAAAGUAGCAGCAGAAGACAAUUGGAUUUUUUAGGGGAAUUUUUUGAAGGAGUAGACAAAUUAACGGGGUUUCAAUAAGCAGAGAGAGAGAGAAAGAGAGAAGAGAAUUUCCAUAAAAAACCUUGUUUGGAAGAGUAUUCAUGAAAUUUUUUGCAGGUUCUUUAAGAAUUCGACCAAUUUCUUAAUUUUGUGAAAAAAGUAAAUUCUAAAA